Molecule: messenger RNA, 1095 nt
Organism: Puma concolor (puma)
Lineage: Eukaryota; Metazoa; Chordata; Mammalia; Carnivora; Felidae
Gene: SCD
Product: stearoyl-CoA desaturase
Biological process (GO): response to fatty acid; monounsaturated fatty acid biosynthetic process; unsaturated fatty acid biosynthetic process
Cellular component (GO): endoplasmic reticulum membrane
Molecular function (GO): stearoyl-CoA 9-desaturase activity; palmitoyl-CoA 9-desaturase activity; iron ion binding
Source: RefSeq, a predicted model, not a curated record
CAUCAGAGAGCCCAGAUGCCGGCCCACUUGCUGCAAGAGGAGAUCUCUAGCUCCUACACAACUACCACCACCAUCACAGCGCCUCCCUCCAGGAUUCUGCAGAAUGGAGGGUGCAAGUUGGAGAAGCCUUCCCCAUACUUGGAAGAAGACAUCCGCCCUGAAAUGAAAGAUGACAUCUACGACCCAAGCUACAAAGAUCCCGAGGGCCCAAGGCCCAAGCUUCAGUACGUUUGGAGAAACAUCAUCCUUAUGUCUCUGCUACACUUAGGAGCCCUCUAUGGGAUCAUAUUGGUUCCCACCUGCAAGGUCUACACCUGGAUCUGGGGGUUCUUCUACUAUGUGAUCAGCGCCCUGGGCAUAACAGCGGGAGCUCAUCGCCUAUGGAGUCACCGGACUUACAAAGCUCGGCUGCCCCUGCGGUUCUUCCUGAUCAUUGCCAACACGAUGGCAUUCCAGAAUGACGUGUUUGAAUGGGCCCGAGAUCACCGUGCUCACCACAAGUUUUCAGAAACAGAUGCUGAUCCUCACAAUUCCCGGCGUGGCUUUUUCUUCUCUCAUGUGGGUUGGCUGCUCGUACGCAAACACCCAGCCGUCAAAGAGAAGGGUGGUUUGCUAGACUUGUCUGACCUAAAAGCUGAGAAGCUGGUGAUGUUCCAGAGAAGGUACUACAAACCCGGCAUCCUGUUGAUGUGCUUCAUCCUGCCCACUCUUGUGCCCUGGUAUUUCUGGGGUGAAACUUUUAUACACAGCUUGUGCGUUGCCACUUUCUUGCGUUACGCCAUUGUGCUCAAUGCCACCUGGCUGGUGAACAGCGCUGCCCACCUCUACGGAUAUCGCCCUUAUGACACCACCAUUAGCCCCCGAGAGAAUAUCCUGGUUUCCCUGGGAGCUGUAGGGGAGGGCUUCCACAACUACCACCACUCCUUUCCCUAUGACUACUCUGCCAGUGAGUACCGCUGGCACAUCAACUUCACCACAUUCUUCAUCGACUGCAUGGCUUUCCUCGGCCUGGCUUACGACCGGAAGAAAGUAUCCAAGGCCGCCAUCCUGGCCAGGGUUAAAAGAACUGGAGACGGAAGCUACAAGAGUGGCUGA